Messenger RNA from Acanthisitta chloris (rifleman), 1224 nucleotides. Its product is annotated as WD repeat-containing protein 24. The transcript is spliced from 3 exons. Gene Ontology annotation, biological process: positive regulation of TOR signaling. Gene Ontology annotation, molecular function: protein binding. The record is from RefSeq and is a predicted model, not a curated record. The annotation marks the transcript as partial. NCBI's taxonomy places the organism in Eukaryota, Metazoa, Chordata, Aves, Passeriformes, Acanthisittidae.
GCCUGUCCCUGCCCAGCUCUGGCUGAGGUGGAGCAGAGCAGCCACCCCGGCGUGCAUGCAGCCUGCAGGGACACAAGCCUGCGAGCCAGCUCCCGGAGAGGGGACAGUACCGCGAGGACAGCCAUGGAGAAGAUGGCCAGGGUCACCACGGCCCUGGGGGGCAACGCCCUGACAGGACGCACCAUGUUCUGCCACCUGGACGCCCCUGCCAACGCCAUCAGCGUGUGCCGCGACGCUGCCCAGGUGGUGGUGGCAGGGCGCAACAUCUUCAAGAUCUACUCCAUCGAGGAGGACCAGUUUGUGGAGAAGCUGAACCUGCGCGUGGGCCGCAAGCCCUCGCUGAACUUCAGCUGUGCCGACGUGGUGUGGCACCAGAUGGACGAGAACCUGCUGGCCACGGCAGCCACCAACGGCGUGGUGGUCACCUGGAACCUGGGCAAGCCGUCCCGCAACAAGCAGGACCAGCUGUUCACGGAGCACAAGCGCACGGUGAACAAGGUGUGCUUCCACCCCACCGAGGUGUACAUGCUGCUCAGCGGCUCCCAGGAUGGCUACAUGAAGUGCUUCGACCUGCGCAAGAAGGACUCUGUCAGCACCUUCUCCGGCCAGUCAGAGAGUGUGCGAGAUGUGCAGUUCAGCAUCAGGGACUACUUCACCUUCGCCGCCACCUUCGAGAAUGGCAACGUGCAGCUGUGGGACAUCCGCCGGCCCGACCGCUACGAGAGGAUGUUCACGGCCCACAACGGGCCUGUCUUCUGCUGUGACUGGCACCCCGAGGACAGGGGCUGGCUGGCCACGGGGGGCCGGGACAAGAUGGUGAAGGUGUGGGACAUGAACACGACGCGCGCGAAGGAGAUCUACUGCGUGCAGACCAUCGCGUCGGUGGCGCGCGUGAAGUGGCGCCCUGAGUGCAAGCACCACAUCGCCACCUGCUCCAUGAUGGUGGACCACAACAUCUACGUGUGGGACGUGCGCCGCCCCUUCAUCCCCUCCGCCAUGUUCGAGGAGCACAAGGAUGUCACCACCGGCAUCGUCUGGCGCCACCUGCACGACCCCUACUUCCUGCUCUCGGGCUCCAAGGACAGCACGCUGUACCAGCACAUCUUCAAGGACGCCAGCCAGCCCAUCGACCGCGCCAACCCCGAGGGGCUGUGCUACAGCCUCUACGGCGACCUGGCCUUCGCCGCCAAGGAGAGCCUCGUCUGCUCCGACUCCAACCGCAAG